CUGCGCUGCGCGGACCCGGACCCUACUCGCGGAUGCGCGCGUCUGGGCUGCGCGGGCACGUGGCCGCCGCCUGUCAAUCACGCGCAGCUGAGCUUGGAGAGGCGGGAGUGGCGGCAGCGGCGGCGGCGGUGGCGAUGGGACCCCGGUGAGAGAUCUGCGGCUAGGUCGGCUGCACUUGCUCCACGGGUCGGGAAUUGGAGGAACAGAAUUGAAGAAUGGAAUUUUAAAAGAAAAGUGAAAGAAUAAACAGACAGAGGAAGGAGAACAUUGAAGCUGGGAAGAUGACUUCUUGCAGCAACACCUGUGGGUCCAAGCAAGCCCAGGCUGACACCGAGGGUGGGUACCAGCGCUAUGGAGUUCGGUCCUACCUGCAUCAGUUUUAUGAGGACUGCACUGCCUCCAUCUGGGAGUAUGAGGAUGAUUUCCAGAUCCAGAGAUCACCUAACAGGUGGAGCUCGGUAUUCUGGAAGGUCGGACUCAUCUCAGGCACUGUCUUUGUGAUUUUCGGACUAACUGUCCUAGCAGUGGGCUUUCUUGUGCCCCCCAAAAUUGAAGCUUUUGGUGAAGCUGAUUUCAUGGUGGUCGACACACACGCUGUGCAGUUCAAUGGCGCCCUGGACACGUGCAAGCUAGCAGGGGCGGUGCUUUUCUGCAUUGGUGGUACAUCCAUGGCAGGGUGCCUGCUGAUGUCCGUAUUUGCCAAGAGCUAUUCCAAAGAAGAAAAGUUUCUUCAACAGAAGUUUAAAGAGCGAAUCGCAGACAUCAAAGCCCAUGCCCAGCCUGUCACUAAAGCUCCAGGCCCAGGAAACACCAAGAUCCCAGUCACUUUGUCCAGAGUUCAGAAUGUGCAGCCUUUAUCAGCCACUUGAAACAUUUGCCACCUCAGGCCUCCCCUCUCUGAUUCACAUGCAUCGUCAUCAAACAAAACAAAACAAAACAAAACAAAACAAAAGGUAGACAG
Messenger RNA from Phodopus roborovskii (desert hamster), 961 nucleotides. RefSeq names its product neurensin 1 (gene Nrsn1). Bases 282 to 869 code for a protein of 195 amino acids. The record is from RefSeq and is a predicted model, not a curated record. Lineage: Eukaryota; Metazoa; Chordata; Mammalia; Rodentia; Cricetidae. The transcript has 4 exons. Gene Ontology annotation, cellular component: neuronal cell body; neuron projection; transport vesicle. Gene Ontology annotation, biological process: nervous system development.